AUGCAAAACAUUAUAUCUUUUGCCGAGGCGGCGAAGCACACGAAGGAAGACGAUUUAUGGUUGAUUAUCAACAAGAAGGUCUACGACAUUACGAAGUUCGUGGACCAGCACCCAGGAGGUGUGGACACGCUCACAGGUGCGGCUGGCAAAGAUGGGACGGAUGAUUUUAACUCCGUUGGCCACAGUGACUCCGCAAAAAAGGAAAUGGAGAAAUAUUACAUCGGCGAAUUGGAUCCAAAUGACGCCGAGAAGCUCAAAGCGCCUUUAAGGACAAGUGCGGGCAACACAACAACCAUCGCCAUUGUGGUGGCACUCAUCGCCCUCUGUGCGUACUUAAUUUUUUUCCCCUGA
Trypanosoma cruzi is the source of this 351-nucleotide messenger RNA. RefSeq names its product cytochrome b5-like, putative. Gene Ontology annotation, molecular function: heme binding. Gene Ontology annotation, cellular component: intracellular membrane-bounded organelle; membrane. The record is from RefSeq and is a predicted model, not a curated record. NCBI's taxonomy places the organism in Eukaryota, Euglenozoa, Kinetoplastea, Trypanosomatida, Trypanosomatidae. Bases 1 to 351 code for a protein of 116 amino acids. The transcript has a single exon.